ACGUGUCUUCGGUUGUAGGAAGUAGAUAUUGGAACAUGGCAGACCUCGUGGAGCAAGUGCUUGCGAAAGAGAUAGAGAAACAAGCAAAUUAUAAAACAAUCGAAGUUACUAAAGAUAUAGAUCUUGAAAUUGACGAGGGAAACUUGCUUGCUGUUGAUACAAAUCCGUUCGACAUCAGAAAAUACAAAUCUAAGAGGGAUGUAUGUUUGAAAGACUUAGCUAGAGAUAAUGCCCAAUUGCUUAUUAACAGAAUAUUUCAGUUGCCAACAGAAAAAGAAGAUGGAGUGGUUGUUGUAAAGUUACCUGAUACCAAGGUUUUGAUUCCAAGAGGAAGACCGGUGCCCAAAGCUAGAGCCUUCACAAAAUGGGAGGAGUAUGCCCAAAUGAAGGGAAUACAGAACAAGAAGAGAAGCAAGAUGGUGUGGGACGAGCAGACAAAGGUUAGACAUACCAGUAUUGGUAGUUAUUAUUUACCACAGACCAGACCAAGGUCAGACAUACCAGUAUUGGUAGUUAUUAUUUACCACAGACCAGACGAAGGUCGGACAUACCAGUAUUGGAACAUAGCCAGGGCACAGAAAACUAAAGUGCCUGGAGUUGGGUUGACACCCACAGAUGCUCCGUCUAAAGACCAUGUCAGCAAGGCUCUGGCAGUAGCCAAGAGGUCCACAGCUUCAGUUGGAAAAUUCACAGACUCUCUUCGAAAGGAGAAACCCUCAAAAUUCACAGGCAAGAAACGAAAGUUUGAGGAAAAUUACGGUAACUUGAAAAAUGAGACAAGUAAACAGCUGGACAUUUUACAGAAGCUAAAAAACAAAGAACCUGUUGUAGACGUGGCAAGAGCUGUCAACACACAAAUGAUGGAGGAAAACAGUGAAAGUUCUGGCAAGACACCCAACAGAGGAAAAUCCAAAGGAUUUGGAGGAGGAAAAAAAGGGAAAGGAGGGCCAAAGGGCUCCUUUAAGGGAGGAAAGGGUUUUAAAGGGGGUAGAGGCGGCAAGGGGGGAGGAGGGGGUAGAGGCGGUAAAGGGGGAGGAGGGAAAAGAAAAUGAUGAGGUCUCUAUCAUUUGUUAAAAUAAAAGUUUGAAAAAAAAAAUAUUUUUUUUAUCUUUACCAAGGUUACACAGUUGCUAGUAACUUCCUAAGAAAUCUGGUGUACUUCUACAGUAAAUAAGGUUUACUGUGAAACGAUUCUUUCAAAUUCUAUGUUACAACAAAGUCAUACAUCAUAAACAACAUAAAUGGUUUAGCCUAAAUUUAACUUAUAUCUGGGGUUCGACAGGGUUAUAAACACAUAAAUCAGCUUUACUUUGAACAUGCUUCUUUCAAUUUCUAGCUUAUUACAAAGUCAUCCCAUCUCAUAAACAAUUAAUAUCAAACAAUUUAGCCCAUAGAAAACUGAUUUCUUAUGUCCAAUAGGGUUUAUUAGCGCACCUGGCACGGAGCUUAUGCCGUGGCGUGGCAUCUGUCGUCCGUCGUCUGGCGUUAAUAUUUUACUUUAAACAACUUCUUCUUAA
Messenger RNA from Mizuhopecten yessoensis (Yesso scallop), 1517 nucleotides. RefSeq names its product ribosome biogenesis regulatory protein homolog. The record is from RefSeq and is a predicted model, not a curated record. NCBI's taxonomy places the organism in Eukaryota, Metazoa, Mollusca, Bivalvia, Pectinida, Pectinidae. Bases 36 to 1052 code for a protein of 338 amino acids. The transcript is spliced from 9 exons. Gene Ontology annotation, biological process: endonucleolytic cleavage in ITS1 to separate SSU-rRNA from 5.8S rRNA and LSU-rRNA from tricistronic rRNA transcript (SSU-rRNA, 5.8S rRNA, LSU-rRNA); ribosome biogenesis; ribosomal large subunit biogenesis. Gene Ontology annotation, cellular component: preribosome, large subunit precursor; nucleus; nucleolus. Gene Ontology annotation, molecular function: protein binding.